GGGCGCCGAGCCGGGCCCGGGCGGGCGGGAGGCGGGUGCGAGGCGGCUCCUCCUCGUCGCGAACUCGCGGUGACCUUGGCCAAGUCCCUUCAUCCCCUCGAGCCGGCGCCUUCGUCUGUAAAGUGCGAAUUACGAGCCAUGCCAACUAGAGGGGCCGUUUUGAGGUUCCGUGGCGAGACCCCCAGGGGUCCCUGGAGUACCGGGCGGUUUGCCCGGGCGAUCCCGCCCCAGGGUGACUAGCAUGCAGUUACCCAUUCUCUGACCUGCUGCCCCUCUGCUGACAUGGCACACCGGGGUGGGGAGAGGGACUUCCAGACUUCAGCGCGGCGCAUGGGCACCUCGUUGCUGUUCCAGCUGUCAGUGCACGAACGGGAGCUGGACCUGGUUUUUCUGGAUCAUAGCUAUGCCAAGCCAUGGAGUGCCCACCCAGAUGCCAGUAGUGCCCGCCCCACCCGUAUGCUCUUUGUCACUCCCCGGAGGCAGCACGAAAGUACCAUUGAAUCAGAUGUCCCAAUAGACGUGGAGACAGUCACGGCAACCCCUGUGCCGCUGUACGACAAUCAGAAGGCACGCAGCGUGAUGAACGAGUGUGAACGGCAUGUCAUCUUCGCCAGGACUGAUGCGGAUGCCCCUCCCCCACCAGAGGACUGGGAGGAGCAUGUCAACAGGACUGGCUGGACAAUGGCCCAGAACAAGCUAUUCAACAAGAUCCUCAAAGCCCUGCAGUCUGACCGGCUUGCUCGCUUGGCCAACGAAGGGGCUUGCAAUGAGCCAGUGCUGCGCCGUGUUGCUGUGGACAAGUGUGCAAGGAGAGUGCGGCAGGCUCUGGCAAGUGUGAGCUGGGACACCAAACUGAUCCAGUGGCUGCAUACCACCCUGGUGGAGACUUUGAGUCUACCCAUGCUGGCAGCCUACCUGGAUGCUUUGCAGACGCUGAAAGGGAAGAUCCCUAGCUUGAUUGACCGGAUGCUCGUGUCAUCCAACACGAAGACUGGGGCUGCAGGAGCUGAGGCCCUGUCCCUCCUGCUGAAGAGGCCCUGGGACCCCGCUGUGGGGGUGCUUUCUCACAACAAACCAAGCAAACUCCCUGGCUCUCCUCUCAUUCUCAUUGCCCCCUCCGGGCCCUCCAGUUCCGUGUUCCCCACCUCACGCCGCCACCGUUUCUGGCAGUCUCAGCUGUCCUGCUUGGGCAAGGUCAUCCCUGUAGCCACGCAUCUGCCGAACAAUGGUUGUGGGGUAGGAGUUCUGCAGUGUCUUGAGCAUAUGAUCGGGGCAGUGAGAAGCAAAGUGCUCGAGAUUCACAGCCAUUUCCCCCACAAGCCCGUUACCUUGAUUGGCUGGAACACAGGAGCUUUGGUGGCCUGUCACGUGUCAGUGAUGGAGUACGUCACUGCGGUUGUCUGCCUUGGGUUUCCCCUGCUUACCGUGGAUGGCCCCAGAGGGGAUGUGGAUGAUCCCCUCUUGGAUAUGAAGACUCCAGUCCUCUUUGUCAUUGGUCAGAAUUCCCUGCAGUGUCACCCUGAAGCCAUGGAGGACUUCCGGGAGAAGAUUCGGGCUGAGAACAGCUUGGUAGUGGUUGGGGGAGCUGACGAUAACCUAAGAAUAAGCAAAGCAAAGAAGAAAUCAGAAGGGUUGACUCAGAGCAUGGUGGACAGAUGUAUUCAGGAUGAGAUUGUGGACUUUCUGACUGGAGUGCUCACUCGCGCUGAGGGGCAUGUGGGCUCUGAGCCUCGGGAUCAGGAUGCUGAGAAGAAGAAGAAGCCCCGGGAUGUGGCCCGCAGAGACCUGGCCUUUGAGGUCCCUGAGCGGGGCAGUCGACCUGCCUCGCCAGCUGCCAAGCUGCCUGCCUCACCCUCAGGCUCGGAGGAUCUCUCCAGUGUGUCCAGCAGCCCCACCUCCAGUCCUAAGACCAAAGUGACCACAGUGACCUCUGCCCAGAAGCCCAGUCAGAUCGGGAGCUCUCAGCUGCUGAAGAGACAUGUGCAGCGGACAGAAGCUGUGCUGACCCACAAACAAGCGCAAGCACAGUUUGCUGCUUUUCUGAAACAAAAUAUGCUGGUGAGGAAAGCUCUUCCUCCCGGUACCUCCUCCUGUCUCUUUGUUCCCAUUUCAUCAGAACAAACGGAGGAAGCAGAGAAAGAGGAUCUUAGGGCCCAGCUGAAGCGGCACCAUCCCUCCAGUCCUCUUCCUGGCAGUAAGACCUCUAAGCGACCGAAGAUCAAGGUGUCCCUUGUCUCCCAAGGGGACACAGCUGGAGGGCCUUGUACUCCUUCCCAAGGAGGAGCUCCAGAAGCCACGGGAGGGAAGCCAGUCACCAUGACACUGGGGCAAGCUUCAGCAGGGGCCAAGGAGCUCCCAGGGCUGCUCUCCACAACUAAGUCAAAUGCUUCUGAAGGAGGACUGUCAGCCAGCCCAGCCUCCUCAGUGGGCUCCAGCAGCACCACGCCCAGUGCCCUGCACACACUCCAGAGCCGCCUGGUGGCCACCUCUCCUGGCAGCUCCCUCCCAGGGGCCACGCCAGCCAGCAGCCUCCUCCAAGGUCUCAGCUUCAGCUUGCAGGAUAUCAGCAGCAAGACCUCUGGCCUCCCAGCAAAUUCCUCCCCAGGGCCAGCCCCACAGGCCACCAGUGUGAAGUUGCCCACCCCCAUGCAGAGCCUGAGUGCCAUCACCACGGGCACCAGCACCAUUGUCCGUACCAUUCCUGUGGCCACCACUCUCUCCUCCUUGGGUGCCACUCCUGGUGGGAAGCCCACAGCCAUCCACCAGCUGCUGACCAAUGGGGGCCUCGCUAAGUUGGCAAGCAGCCUCCCUGGCCUGGCUCAGAUCUCUAACCAAGCAUCAGGCUUGAAGGUCCCCACCACCAUUACUUUGACACUACGUGGCCAGCCGAGCCGAAUCACCACGCUGAGCCCCGUGGGCUCAGGAGCAGCCCUGUCAGAGGAGCCCACCUCCCAGGCACUGCCCUCCAGCUCACAGCGCCUGCCUCCAGCGCCCUGAAAAUGCUGUGAUACGUCCUUUACCAGGUUCAUGAUGGCUGCUGCACAGUGAGCCCUGGGCACGUGCUGUCCUGCUGAGCUGUCCACUUGUCUGAAGACCUCUUUAAGACAGUCGUUUUUGCCUCCCCACCAGCUGUCUUCAGGGUUGGGCCUCUGGGUCUUGUGAAACCAUUAGGCUAGGUGGUAUGGUGCCAGCAAGGGGAGCAUUGUCUUCCAGCAUCUACAGAAUCCCCGGCUCCUCAGCAGAUCUGGCUGUGCAUGGAUCAGAGGCACUUCUUCCCCAGCACUAGCCAAGGAGCAUUGUUGGACCGCUCACUGCAUUUAAUAAAGGAGUUCCUCCUGGACGUCUGUGCUGCCCCUGUGCCAAGUUGGGAGGAGACGUCCGUGUGGUGUGGGGCUGUGGGAGUGAGAAUUGAGAGCCCUUUGCUGAGGACUGGGAUCAUCUUGGCCCACCAGCCGGUCAUUCAGUGCCAGAGGGCGUUUUGGACAUCGCUGUUGGCCUCACUGAGCAGCCGUGGGAGAGUGCUCCCCAUGCAGCUCCCUCUUAGGAACGAUGUUAGAUACAACUAGCCUGCUGAGACCUGGGAACUCCUGAUUUCAAACCCACGAUAGGGCAAAGAGAACUGGGCUGUCAUCUUUCAGUCCUUUUGGCCACU
Ceratotherium simum simum (southern white rhinoceros) is the source of this 3652-nucleotide messenger RNA. RefSeq names its product KAT8 regulatory NSL complex subunit 3 (gene KANSL3). Gene Ontology annotation, cellular component: NSL complex. Gene Ontology annotation, biological process: positive regulation of transcription by RNA polymerase II. The record is from RefSeq and is a predicted model, not a curated record. Lineage: Eukaryota; Metazoa; Chordata; Mammalia; Perissodactyla; Rhinocerotidae.